Messenger RNA from Canariomyces notabilis, 651 nucleotides. Its product is annotated as ankyrin. Gene Ontology annotation, cellular component: cytoplasm; nucleus. Lineage: Eukaryota; Fungi; Ascomycota; Sordariomycetes; Sordariales; Chaetomiaceae. Gene Ontology annotation, molecular function: protein binding. The annotation marks the transcript as partial. The transcript has a single exon. The record is from RefSeq and is a predicted model, not a curated record.
AUGCUGGGUCUCGCGGAAAUCAUAGACCGUUUGGUCAAUGACGGUAAAGACUGCAAGCUCGCGGGCGGCGAGCUGGGGUGUCCCCUCCAAGCGGCUGUCGUAUAUGGGCAGACGGCGGCUGUGAAGGCGCUUCUCGCUCACAAGGCGGAUCCUGCACAACAAGGCGGAAAGUACGGAACGCCGCUAAUCGCCGCCGUUCUCCUCGGUUCGGUUGACAUCCUCGGCCAGCUCGUCGAAGCUGCAAAGGGCGGAGGCCUGGACGCAGUCGAUAGUGAGGGCAAAACUGCUCUCUACCAUGCGUGCGCGAUUGGGUCGCUCGACAUGGUAACUCGACUCGUCCAGGCUGGAGCCGACACGAGCAUCAAGGCUAAAAGGUCUAGAGUUCGAAGAUCCCCGCUCAUUCGCGCUGUCACCCUGAACCAUCACCCGGUGGUUGAGUUUCUUCUCAACAAUGGUGCCGACGUUAACGAGCAAGCGUGGAACAAGGAGACGCCACUAAUGUUCGCAAUCAGAUCUGCGGGUGUAGACAUGGCCCAACUCCUCCUCCAGCACAAUGCCGAUCCGAAUCUGGCUAACAAAUGGGGGGAAAGGGCGCUUCAUAUUGCGUGCCAGGAAUCAUCGAAACCUCUAGUACAGCUGCUGCUUGACCAA